CCAGGGAGAGGAAUACUCUGAGGGACAAAGUAAUAUGUUUGUUGUAAAAUGUUCUGACAUCUAGUGGCUGGACAACGAAAGGAAAACAUGGAUAAGCUCUGAGGAAUGUGUUUCUACAAAGUUUUGCACUCUGCUGUCUGAGCAAGGGUGACACGGGGUGAGGGAUUGAGAGAGGGGAAGGUCAGGACAAGCAGGGGUCUGUCUAAUCUGGCCCUCCUCCUCCUCACCCCCAUUCUGUUUACCUGCUUGUAGGGUUUGAAAGGAGCUCUGUGUCUGUUUGUGUAUGAGGUAAGGGGGUAGGGAGAGUAGAAAAAGGGACUGCCAUCCGUGCAACCUCCUUCUUUCUCAGAGACGGGAAACAGAACAGAAAGCCCACAAGCUUUUAAUAAGCUUUAAUCAAGAGCGUUGGAUCAUUAGGUGCUUUCAAAUACAGACAUGCAUUGCAAACUCUGGCUUGCUCUUUCAGUGUGGCUUUUGAUGCCCACCUCUGAAGCUGGAAGGCAGAUGCCUAAACUCUCUGACAAGAAACUCUGCGCUGACUCGGAAUGCAGCCAUCCUAUCCUGAUAGCUCGUGCAGUGCAGGACUACUACCCUGGUGACUGCAGGUUCAUCCCAAUCAGACAGGGGCAGCUCAUCUAUGUUUAUGCAAUGCUAAAGGACAGAGGGAACCUCUUCUGGGCAGGCAGUGUACAAGACUCCUAUUACGGACAGCAGGAGGCUCGCAUUGGUCACUUCCCAAGCAGUGUAGUGGAGGAGAACCAUCCUCUCAUGCCAGCCAGCACUGAAGUCAAGACUACUAAAUGGGACUUCUACUGCAACUAAUGCUGCACUUACUAACAAAGAGACCAACAUGGUUAUAAAAUACAAUCCAAGACAACAUUUUUUCAUUAUUUUACACAGAUUGUUGACAAUAUGUAGUUUUGCUAAUCCAAUCUGUUGAUAACCUGCACCUUAGAAGAUAUGCACAGCUCAGCACAACAAAAUAUGAAUGUAGAUGGGGAUCAUAAUGAAGAUUUCAAAGCGCUUUAAAAGGACUAUUGCUGCUUAACGCUCUAUAUUUGACUUGUGUCCGUUUCUCUCUGUAAUACUCCAUCGUUCUGAUUGUAUCUGUUUCACAUUUUUUGAUUCACGCUAUUUGUGCUCCAUUCCUUGGGUUGUUUUGCAUGACAAAAUAAAUAGCAAUGCGUGUCAACUGUCUACAAAAUAUCAACACAAAAUAUAACAGAUUUCUUUGGAAUUAGUAAAGGGGAUUUUGCAGCAGUGGACAAAUUGCACUGCAAAUAAACUAAUCAUGAUUCAAGUAUGAUUCAUCAGCUUCUCUCCAAAUGUAUUGUAUGCAUUUGUUGUUUUGUGCCUUUCAAAAAACCGACAUUAAAAAAAGGAACACACACA
Eleginops maclovinus (Patagonian blennie) is the source of this 1392-nucleotide messenger RNA. It is a transcript of the gene mia, whose product is annotated as MIA SH3 domain containing. Gene Ontology annotation, molecular function: protein binding. The transcript has 4 exons. Lineage: Eukaryota; Metazoa; Chordata; Actinopteri; Perciformes; Eleginopidae. The record is from RefSeq and is a predicted model, not a curated record. Gene Ontology annotation, biological process: extracellular matrix organization. The coding region runs from base 436 to 822 and encodes 128 amino acids.